This is a messenger RNA of Racocetra fulgida, 1360 nucleotides long. NCBI's taxonomy places the organism in Eukaryota, Fungi, Glomeromycota, Glomeromycetes, Diversisporales, Gigasporaceae. The record is from the annotation of a GenBank genome assembly.
AUCCCGAUGGAGACGUUCAAAUGACUGAUCUUGGAGUUGAAAGUCAAUUCCAAGAAUUAUUAAAAAAUACGCAAGAUAAUUUUGAGAGCCUGAACGGAAGUUUUCAAAACUUGCUUGAUGAAAAUAAGAAACUCCAAAAUCAGUUGACCGAACUAAAAGAUGAAUUAAGGAUACUGAAAGGUUCCUCAUCAAAAUCUUCGUGCAAUGUUGAAGGUGAAUUUCGAAAUAUUAAGGAUUUUAUAACUGCGCAAAUAAAGGAAAGUUUCGAAAAUCAAAAUAAGGAAUUUUACAAUAUAUUCAAAGAAGAAUUGAAGAAUCAGAAUAGCAUCCCUUUAAAUGAACUUAGAAAGAUUAUUGAGAGUGAAUUUCAAGAUGUCAAAGAUAAAUUAAAUCCCAGUGUGGGUGAGCAGGAUAAAGAACCAGAAUUAGAGCGAUUGCGAAAAGAAAAUAUGGGACUAAAGAAAUUGAAUAAGAAAUUGAAAGAAGAAAACUCGGAGUACCAGGUUAAAAUAGGCGAUGCGACUAGAUAUCGAUUUGCUGACGAUGAUCAAAAUAAUUCUGUUCAUUUAAACAAGGACAUUAGUGACCUGUACGAUAGAGUUUCUAAGUUUGUUACUCAUUUGAAAAAGGAUGUCCAAAUGCAUUCAGAUAAUAUUUCAGGACUCCUUCGUCACUAUAAGUGUACUAAAGACACCAAAGAAGAAGGUAUACAACUCGAAAAGGAGGUUUUAAAACGUUUAGUAAUUGAUACAAUUUUUCAAGUAUUCAAUGACUUUUUAAACUCCGAAACCUCCUGUUUUGAAAAGGAAAUAAUGAUUGACUUAAAACCGUUAUUAGACAAAUCAUUAACUAAUACAAAAUCAGAUAGCAACGACAUUAAGAAAUCAAUUUUAAUAAAAAUACGACAACAGGCUUAUGCUAUUCUCGGGAGCUUGGCAUUUACAGAACCAGAACAUCAGUUUAUAAAUCAUUGCAAAACGAGACUUAUUAACACAAUGGAUCAAUAUCGCACUAUUACUAAUGAAUCUAAGAGAAAGGAAAUUGAAGAUCAAGCUUCAGCCCUUGUUCGUGAUGUUAUCAGUAUAUUUUAUUUUCGAAGGUUUGCGCAGGAGCCAAUAGUAAAUUAUACGUGGGUUGAAAAUGAUGAGCUCAUAGAUUCACUAACUAUGAUAGGCACUUGCGCUUGGGACGAAGAUGAAAUUGAUGAUUUGGUGGUACAAUUUUGCUCAUUUCCACUCUUUGGAAUAGAACUAGAGGAUCAGGACAAAAGAAAAAUCUAUACUCAGGCUCGUGUCAUCGCAAAAAAGGAUAAUUUAUUAUCUCCAGACAUACUAAGGCAGCGUGCGCAUAGAUAUAUGCU